AGCUGACGAGUACGCAAUGAAUCAUUUAAUCAGCUGGAGUUGUUUGCUAUUUGCAAUAGCCACAAAAACUGAAGCAGCUGCGGUUUGGAAAUUGCCCACACCGGAAAAAGUGCAAGCGGAUCUGGAAAAUUGCCGCCAAGAAUCGCGAGACGAAGAUGCAGUCACAAUGAGAUGUCUGGUGAAAGAACUGGGCCUCUGGACAGAUGACAGCGGCUACAAUGCCAAACGGAUAGCAAAGAUCUUCGCUGGCCACAACCAAAUGGAGGAACUGAUGUUGGUGGUGGAUUACUGCAACCGGAGGGAGGAGCGAAGAACCCAGUUGGACGACUGGGCGUUCAUGGCCUACCGAUGUGCCACUUCCGGUCGGAUUGGCCAUUGGGUCAAGGAUUUCAUGAGCCAAAAAUAAUUUAAGCUUUUAUUUGUUUAAAAAAAAAACUCCAGUCGUUAUCAGAAUUAUUUUACUUUGAAUGAGUUAAUAUGAGAAAACGUUUUGUUUACUAUUAUAAAAAUAUAUUCGUUGGAUUGGAUACGUUUUCAAGCUUGAUAUAUGAUUUUAAAAGUUUCAUGCAAAUAGAAUUUAGACAGACCUAGGUAACAAGACUUGCUUAUCGACUUCUUUAUAAUAUAAAUAUAUAUAUGCAAAAGAACACAACGACUACUGAUAAUACUACUGAUAUAGUCAAAAAUCAUUUAUUAUAUCCCUAACUGUGCACUUUGUUAUACUGUUUUCAUUUCCGAAAUGCUUUAAUUUAAUGUAAAAGCUUAUGCCCAAGAAAUAAUUGAAGAGUAAAAACAAGUCUGUAUUACAACUGAA
Messenger RNA from Drosophila elegans, 814 nucleotides. RefSeq lists its product as uncharacterized. The transcript has a single exon. Gene Ontology annotation, molecular function: odorant binding. Bases 17 to 406 code for a protein of 129 amino acids. NCBI's taxonomy places the organism in Eukaryota, Metazoa, Arthropoda, Insecta, Diptera, Drosophilidae. The record is from RefSeq and is a predicted model, not a curated record.